This is a messenger RNA of Chrysemys picta bellii (western painted turtle), 519 nucleotides long. Lineage: Eukaryota; Metazoa; Chordata; Testudines; Emydidae. The record is from RefSeq and is a predicted model, not a curated record.
CGGCCCCUGCCCCAGGGGGCCCCGCUCGGAGGGAAGGCUGAAGAAUCACAUCCACAUUUCGCUCCAGAUGGGCCCGUCUUCCAGGAGACAGGGAAGGGAAAUGUGUGUGAUGGAGCCAGCUCAGAUGCCGGUGACCUUCGAGGAAGUGGCUGUGUAUUUCACCCAGGGGCAGGGGGCUCUGCUGGACCCCGCUCAGAGAGCCUUCUACAGGGAUGUCAUGCAGGAGAACUACGAGAUGGUGACCUCGUUGGGAUUCCCCCUUCCCAAACCUGAGCUGAUCACCCAGCUGGAACGAGGGGAAGAGCCGUGGGUUCCCGAUCUCCAGGCCUGCAAUGAAAGAAGGCUUCCAAGAUGCACCCUUACAGGUGAGGACUGACACAGAAACCAUCUAGGGAAUGAAUGAAAAAGCUGAGAAUCCCAAAAUAUGGUGUGAGUAAGCACCCUCAGUUCUUCCUCAUCUCAGCCAGGACAGGGCUGCAGUCAUCAAAUAUAGCUCACGCCAUUCCACCCAGCCUCUUC